This is a messenger RNA of Sclerotinia borealis F-4128, 276 nucleotides long. The record is from the annotation of a GenBank genome assembly. NCBI's taxonomy places the organism in Eukaryota, Fungi, Ascomycota, Leotiomycetes, Helotiales, Sclerotiniaceae.
AUGGCACAACAAUCUCAACAACCUCAUCGGAGUCUCUGGGAUCGUGAACCAGCAGAUGUCGCAAAUAUGCCACCGGUCUAUAGUCAAGAAAACAAGGCGCCACCUCAACCUCAACCACCAGUAUACGUAACGAAUGAUGGAAGAGGAGGACAGAGGGAAGUGGUGUAUGUGCAGCAAGAACAGGUCGAGAGGAAACAUAACAAGGAUGAUGUGGCUUUGGGGUGUUGUGCGGGGUGUGCAGCAGCUUGCUGUUGUUGUGGGUGUAAUGUUAUGUGA